Molecule: messenger RNA, 8139 nt
Organism: Porites lobata
Lineage: Eukaryota; Metazoa; Cnidaria; Anthozoa; Scleractinia; Poritidae
Source: the annotation of a GenBank genome assembly
GAGACGUUUAAGUCGUUGCUUGUAAGCCUGUGUAUUUCUGAUCGAGGUGUAGGUUUUCUUAUCCAGCCACUUUAUGUUGCAUAUCUUACGAUGGAAAUAACUAAAAACAGUACAAAGACUGACAACAUUAUUGCUUAUUGGGCUGUUGUUAAAGCAUAUGCCAUCCCUCACAGCUUACUUGUUUUUGCCUCAUUUUUUGGUGUUUUCGCGAUAACCGUUGACAGAUUCUUGGCCAUUCAUCUUCACAAUCUCAGAUACCCGAAACUUGUGACUCACAAACGGGUAGUUGCUGUAGUGAUCUCAUUCUGGGUGUUCAGUGUAAUUGCUUGCUUCUGGUAUGAAUCGAUAAGUGUUUUUCUUGUGAUGUCAGUUGUUUGUAUCAUAACUACAGGAUUGCUUUAUUGCAAGAUAUGCGCAGCCGUAAGACACCACACAACCAGAUUCGCGCUCAGCAAGUACCUGACCAAGUAGCUCAGAAUGGAGACAUGGCAAAUAUAAUGCCGCAAGGCUGAGAAAAACUGCUGUUGCUACAUUUUACAUGUAUAUCUUGUUUUUCUUUGUUUUUUCAUAUUUAUAGUUUGUUCAAAAAAUAUAUAAACUCGAGUAAUGCUAAGCUGCGAAGGGAAUGCCGGAGAACGGUGAAAAACAACAAUAGGUCUAAUUAGCAAAAAAGCAACUUUGCACGAGCAGCACACUUUUUUUGUACAUUUCUUUGCCGCUGUUUUGAACGACUACAACGUCAAACUUCCACAAACUUCUUAGUUACACGCUUUAUGGAGGAAAUGUCGUACGUGUUCUAGCUCAAUUUUUUUUCAUUGCCGCUCAUUUUCACCUUGGAUUGGUGGCCGCUAGCAUUUCUUAUUUUCUCACUGGAGCUACAAAAUUGUCAUGUUGUUCUGGUAACAAAAAAAUGUCUCCUUUGUUGUUUAUCUCUCGCUCUAGAUCUCUGUCGCCCUUUUUCUUGUUGAACUUCGCUGGCAUGCCGCCUACUUUCUCUUUUUCUCUGUCUUUCUCUUGCUCUACUUUCCCAAUUUUUGGGAAUGACAAUUCAAUUAAUCUAAGCUUUUAAGCUCAGAUUAAUUGUCAUGUCCAAAAAUUUGGAAAAAUAUUAUAAUACUUCAGACAACACGGAUACAGAAACAAUUUCUGCUUUCCGUUUUCGUCUUUAUUGACUCUUUAGUUGUCUCUGCUUUACAAGACUCGGGUGGCUAUGCGAUUUCCCGCCCAAAUAACGUAGAGUUGCAUUUGGGUUGCCAUACCUGUUGAUUGACUUAUUUUACACUGGUAUGCCUGUGGUGCGGACAGACGGUCGGUUGCUCGGUCGGGCGAUGUACGGUCACGUGAUUAGCAAAUUAACUAGGAUGGGUAGAUUUACUUAGCUAUGGGGCUCCGCAAGCGCGCGCUCCGCUAAGAACAGAGUUAAUUUACACGUUCAGGGAUGGUUUAAACUUUGGAGAAGGUAUCGUAAAUAUACGGGUAGCCACAACUGCAUUAAUGCAGAUUUCACUGUAUUUCUGUAUUUCUGCUGCGCGCGAGAGAGCUUUGCCAAAAAUGUUUGUGGUGAACCAAGGCGUUCAAAACGCCAAAAUAGAUUUAUGUCACGCGACAGCCAUUUUGUCUCAGGAGAUUUAAAAAGCUUUGCUUAUGCACAGCUAGCCUCGUAGAGAGAACGAGGCUUUUUAACAAAGGUUUUUAAAUCUCCUGAAACAAAAUGGUCCAUUGCCUAAUUCCUUUGUAUCGCGUAUCGUCUGUCUGGCUGGGGGUUAAUUAGUCCCUCUAAUGACCAAUGCGGGAAGGCUCAGCCCGAAAAGGGUACCUUUUUCAUGCCUCAGGUAUAUGAAAGGGUAAGGAUUUCACUAGUUGAAGUAAAUGAAAUGGUAGGGAGAUUUGUCAUUUCGGUCCGUAACAAGGCCCAAAAGAGCUGAAAGAUGCAUUAUGUCUGUGAGAGAGUCGACGCGAGAAAGCUUUCUGGCUUUCUGAUUUGUUCACAUUUAAAAGACAGUGCAUUUACAGCAGUUCGAAGGGAUAAAAAGUUCUAAACUAGGUAUGUCAAAGGAGUACCAGUUAUCAAUAGAAGGCAAACGAAAGGGGUACUGUUGAAGUGACAAAUGUAAUAAUUGACCACAAAUAUAGAAAAAAUUGGCCACAAAUGUAAUAGAAACCUAAAAUGCUAUCAAAACCAUAUAUUUCUCGAAAGAGUACCGCUUUAAAUUAAAGUCGGACACAAAUAAGUUCCGCCGCACCCUAGCCUUUGUAGCAGGCGCUAGGAAAUAAAUUAAAUGGGUGCAAGAAAAAACGCGCGCGCGAGAAGGAAACACUCGAAGGGAGAGGGUGCGCGCACUCGCGCGCGCCCGUUCUUUCUUGCGCCCAUUUACUUCCUAACGCCUGCUUCGCAGGCUACCGGCACCCUUUCGAAAAACACAAUUCUAUUGCUGUGAUUUAUUUCAAAGAGCACAGCCCUCAAAUAACUUUCGCACUGGUUAAAGUCGAAAAACAAUAAGCGCCGUGGCGCUCUUUCAAGUAAAAAGAAUUUACUACACUCUUCUUGCGCCCGCUCGCAAUAUUUUUUUACUUGUCCUGACCGUAUCAGCAAAUCGGGACUAGUGUGCGAGAAUUUGCGUCAGAUAUUGGGAGUGUCACGUGGACAAACUAAAAGCAAGGGGUAACUCCUCGUCUGCCUUCUCCGCGCAUGCGUGGGAGAACUGACGUGCGGUUCUCAGCCAGCAGCUCCCAAAAUUGGCAAAAAAUCUGGAUGACAAAAAUGAAGAGCUUAAGCAAGGACGACGGCGAAAACAACGAGAACGGCAAAAAAGCGAUAGGUCUGGCAAAACAACAACUUUGCACGUGCAUCACGGUUUUUUCUAGCUACAUUUCUUAGCCGUCGUUACGCGACUGCGACAUGGAACUUCCUAAUUUCCUAAUUUCCUUUUCUUUUUCUAAACACAGAUACGGUCCUUUCGGAUUCAACCCCAGAGAAUUUUGUCAACAUUUAACAUAGUAAAUGAAACUGAAUAAGUUCGAUGCAAUUUGAAACAGCGCGAAUUUACUUAGUUAAGUGACGUCGGGUUUGUUGUCUGAUCCAAAAAUUUUGCUACUGUGGCAACGUGACGUAAGACUUCUCCUCUCUAUUAGCAAAAAAAACCAACAACCUUGCAAGAGCGCAGCACCCUUUUUGUACAUUUCUUUGACGUUGUUUUGCACGACUACAAUGUGAAACUUCCUAGCUCAUUUUAUGUUGGAAAAUGUCGUAUGUGCUCACCGAUGUUUUUUCGUGUUCCUGUUCACUUUUUUUUCUACACUGUCGCUCAUUUUCACCUUGUUGGUUGCCUUUUCUCAUUUUCUCACCGCCAAUUUCUCUGUUUUUCCUCCAACGAAAUUUGUCUCUUGUUUUUUGUCUAACGCUUUAGCUCUGUUGUCGUCGUCAUUGAAGAUUUUAAAAUUUAGUCGGACUUGACUUUGUUGUUGGUUUUUCUCUCUUCUAAGUCCGGAUGGACUUUCUCUCUCUAAAAAGUCGGGGUGCACUUAAGCUUUCCCGCCGAAAAACCCCGUGUUGCAUUUGCCAUAUCUGUUGAUUGAGUUAUUUUACAUUGGUAUGCCUGUGGUGCGCAAGCACGUGCGUACGCUCACGUGAUUAUUUAUGCACAGUGAACCAAAAUUCUUACCCAUGGUGCACCGCUGCGGGCGCGAGAGCUUCGUCAAAAAUGUUUGUGGUGAACCAAGACGUCAAAAACGCCAAAACAGACCUUUGUCACGCGGCAGCCAUUUUGUCUCAGGAGAUUUAAAAAGCUUUGUUUAUGCACAGCUAGCCUUGUAGAACCUUAACCUUCUAUUGGGGCAUGAAGAUUUUCAGAGAUUUCAAGGACGUUUUUUGCCUGAUCUGAAUUUGUCUGCAAGAAAAAUGUUAAAACGUUAUAGGGACUAUCCGCUGAGCAAAAGUUACGGAAUCACAGAUUUCAACCUUUAUUGCAUCCACUUUGAAAUCACUGGCUAUCCGUGCAAUCUGAUUGGCUCUCAGCAGUGUGAUUUAUUCCUAAAUCGCACCAUUUUUUGCUCUAAAUCGUAUCUGUUCCAAAUCGCGUUAUUCAUGUUCUAAAUUGCAUCAUUUCUGUUUUAAAUCGCACCGUUUUUGUUUUUUUCGCAUCAUUUCUGUUUCGAAUACAAAAUGAGGUGUAAAAGCCUUUUUGUUUCGGCUUUUUAACAAACUGGCUACUCGAUCAGUAAAAUAUUAGUACUGACAAAAUUCUGCAAUUUCAAAAUGGAUGUAAUAAAGUGGUAAUUGAACUGAGUGGAGUGCAAUUUUGGUCUGAAAUCAUACUUGCGAUUUCAAAUCACGCGUAUGAUUUCAGACCAAAUUGCACUCCACUCAGUUCAAUUACCAUUAUUAAACAUUGGUUCAAUGAACAUAAUUUAAUAUCUAUUGCGAGCGUAAAGUCACGGCAUUGCUCAAGCACUUUACAACGGCAAAAGAUAUAUAAGUCUUCAGCCUUGCCGAAGCCUAUUUCCCUUUCGUAAACGAUCGUUGACAUUUAUAACACGCAAUACCACCAUGUUGAUAACCAAGCCUUUAGUCAUCAUGUAAUAUGUUCCCUGGAUUAACGUACAACAAGAACGCUCUUAAAAGCUCAGGUCUUGCUUGGAGAUUAGAUAAGAGAUAAGGAGGCGAUUAAUUCCACACGAGGCAGGAUUUCUUCGCUAAAAGGUUUCUCUUCCCACUUUAUCGACGGUCGAGUGUUCUUCAGAAAAUUUAAUAAAUUCAGAAUAUUUAAUGAAUAUUUUCUUCAGAAUAUACGCGUGUACAAAUACAAAUCAUUGCUAGAAAGUAAAAACGUGAUGAACAUGGCACGUCAUUUCAAUCAUCGCCAAAAAUAAACCGCAUGCUCAUCACAAGACUCAUUUUCAUAUCAUGAAAGUUUACAACGCCUGACCAGUUUAUAGCCUUAUAGUUUUCACUGAAGCAUUCACUUGUUCAAAAGUAAUCAACGCUUUCAAGCAGUAGAAUUCGUGGACCGACCCGUUCCCGGGAAGCUCAACAUCUCUGCAUCAAUCUUUCCUAAGCUUUCUUCACAAAAUAGAGCAUGGCGCUGUGACUCGUAGCAAUUCCCAUCCUCAGUUUUCACGAUCUCCGCUAGUAACGCCUGGGACCAUGAUUCCCCUUUUGGCGCGCACACAAGCGAGACUAACUAACUACUGUGCUGGUCUAUGUUUUAAAAGCUUAGCUAGUAAUUUUUUUUACGGGGAACAAGUUCCUUCUUUCAUGUCAAGAGACUCGUUUGUCACGGUUACUAAAACAGAAGGGCGUUAUCAAUCAUUUGCCCCAGUCUGUCUUAUGACGAGGCACUUAAUGAAACUGGUAUUCCGACCAUUAUUUGUUAUUGCGAGGACAUAUGUGACAAGGUUUUUAACGCUGCCCUCGGCAACAAGGAUAACAAACAUAACAAGUUAUUAACUGAAGCCAAUAAGGCUCCAUAUUUAUUAAGAAAUCACCGACACUGUGCACUUCCAAAGUGGAAGACGGACCGUUUUAAGAACACUUUUAUUUUGAAUUUUUAUAUUUUAAUAUUUUUAAUAUUGAUGUAUGGUAAAUUAUUCUAUUUUUAGCUUAUUUUUAUUUGUGAAUACGUAAUUCAGCCUCUGGCUGCCCAUGUAUUUAUUUUUAAUAAUCUAUCUAUCUAUCUAUCUAUCUAUCUAUCUAUCUAUCUAUCUAUCUAUCUAUCUACCUACCAAAAAAAAUGUGCGUUUGUUUCGCUUGAGUCCAGCAAACAUGUAGGAUUGGUCUCAGACCUAAUAAUCCGCGUUUCCUCUAAGCCCCCGGUGGGGGGAAUCUGCAUAUGAAAGGGGUGGGGAUGCUCGUCGGAAAUUUUGAAUUAAACUCCUAAAGGAGACCGAUCUGGGGGUGGCUCAAGCUUUUUUUGACCCCUAAAAGAGACCAUGUUAAAACACAGACAAUAUAUGUAUUUUUAUAUUUUUCGCGUGCAACCCUAAACGAGACCUUCACGACUAAAUAUGAUGGCGUUUUGCCCAGAAUACCCUAAGUGAGACUAAAAUCCGAAAUGUACACCCCUAAGCGAGACGACGAACAUCCCCACCCCUUUCAUAUGCGGAGUCCCCCCCACGGUCUAAACCAUCGUUUAACUCUUUUCUGUUUGACUUUGUGUUUACGAUUCACCGCAAACCAGCUGCCAUUUCUACUUUGAUAUCGCGCCAAUAGUUUCGAAUAACUUACUUCCAUUUGACUGACGAACUUUAUCCUAAGAAUAAUAUAAGAAUAUUUUCAUCCUAAAAUCGGCAGAAAAAAAUAAGAAUAUUCAGCCUGUGUGUUUUAAACUGAAGAAACUGAAGCUAUAUGAUACGACUUACAUCUUAUUAGCUGCCUUAAAGUUAAUAAAGGAUACUAGUGCAAGUUGAUUUUUUUGUAUUCGAUUGCAAUUUAAGGCAGUUAUUUUUUGACACGUGGUUACUCAUCGGAUUGCCACGUCAUGUACCAACGGGUGUUCUGAUUAUUUACAGUUAAGUAACUAGGGUACUGUGUCUUAGGCCGCCUCACACUCUUUAAGUCACCCGUAAACAUGCAGUUUAUCAAAAAAUGUGUUCAUGGGCCCAGCAAAUACUGUUGGAUUGGUUUGCGCCGUAAAAAUUCCGUUUUCCUCUCAAGUCACCUCUCAGCUCGUUCUGUCUGACUAUAUGUUUGCGAUUCAUAAUUGAAAACCAACUGCCUUUGCUUAUUUAAUAUUGCGUAAGUAGUUUCAUAUAACUUCCUUCCUUUUUAACUGACGAACUUCAACAUUUAUACAACCUAUUGCGCUUCGUUUGAAAGAAAAUUAAUACUAAUUACUGUGUGAUGAUGACGUUACAUUUAAAGUUUUAAUUCCGGGUUCACACAUGCAAAGUUUCAAUUUCAAGCAAGGUGAGAGUUUGGAUAUUGUGAGCACGACUUAAGGACCUUGUUUACUACUGUCGCGGAAGACUCAACAGUACUCAAUAAAAACCAAUUGCCAUCGGAGAAGGAAGUCUGGAGAAUAUUCAGUAAGUCUCGUAAAGAGUAAUUUCCAGCGUCAGUCUCGUACGAAAAAGAAAACACUUGCAGAGUUCCUCAAACGUUCUACACAGCUGCUGAAACUUAAGACUGUAUAUAACGCUCCAUUCAAUGGUGGAAGCUGAAGGUCAGUCUCAUUCAAAAACGGAUAAAACCUAGAAAGCAAUGAAAUUCUUUGCAUAUUUUAGAAACUGAACACUGAUUAGGGUUAUGUAAAAAAAAAGAUGGCAAGUGCUGAAGACUUGAAUUUCACAUUUGUCGUUAUUAACUGCUUCUUCAACGCCUUCUUGUCUUUCACCGCCAUCGUAUUAAACAUCAUAACAAUGCAAGCGCUCAGAAAAACGUCGUCGUUGCCUAAGACUUUAAAAACAUUGCUACUAAGCCUGGCUGUGUCUGAUCUGGGUAUAGGCUUACUUGUCCAACCACUGUAUGUUGCAAUUCUUGUGAUGAAAAUAAAACAAAACACAAACAGUACUGCUUAUGAUACAGUAAACGAAGCGUAUUUAAUCCAGGGAAAAACAUUGGCCUCUGCUUCGCAUUUCGGUGUUUUGGCAUUAGCUGUGGACAGAUUCUUGGCCAUUUAUCUUCAUCUCAGAUAUCAGGAGCUUGUGACUCACAAACGUGUUGUUGCUGUUGUGAUCUCAGUCUGGGUGUUUAGUGCAUCAAUUUCCGUCCUACAUCAGUUGUAUGAUUAUGAUAUUAUGCCAGCGGUCAUUGUAGUUGUUUGUGUCGUAACUACAGGAUUGCUUUAUUGCAAGAUAUACGCUUCCGUGAGACACCACGCAAAUCAGAUUCACGCUCUGCAAGUGCAACAGGCGACACAGAAUGAAGAUAUGGCAAAUGCCGCAAGGCUGAAAAAAUCUUCACUGGCUACCUUCUACGUUUAUUUGGUCUACUUAGUUUGCUAUUUGCCAUUAUCUUGUGUUGUUUUUGCCGCCAAGACAAAUGGUGAAACUCCUUUGUUAUCUCAUUUAUCGUAUUUAACAUUCACUCUUGUGUAUCUCAAUUCAUCCCUCAAUCCCUUGAUCUACUGCUGGAAGAUGAGACACAUUCGACAAACUGUUAUGGAUAUACUUCGAAAUAUUUUCGCGAUUGGCCCGCACUAA